This is a messenger RNA of Sphaerodactylus townsendi, 13908 nucleotides long. It is a transcript of the gene KBTBD11, whose product is annotated as kelch repeat and BTB domain containing 11. The transcript is spliced from 4 exons. Gene Ontology annotation, molecular function: protein binding. Bases 1045 to 3009 code for a protein of 654 amino acids. The record is from RefSeq and is a predicted model, not a curated record. Lineage: Eukaryota; Metazoa; Chordata; Lepidosauria; Squamata; Sphaerodactylidae.
AGUGUUUGCUGUUCUCAGGCACGGGUGUGGGCCCCCAGAAGCCCGCCUUUCUAAUGCAAGACAGGGUUUGGAGGCACAGGGCAGGAUUCUUCUUCAGCCUAGGAAAAGAAAGCCCCGUUUCAAAAAAAGAAAAAAGGGUGUGUGCGUGUGCGUUGUUUGCAUUUUUAAAGUGCAGGAGAAGCGGGCCACCGCAUCGACCACACCUUUCCGCCCUGCACCCCAGAACAAAGGGUCAUCAAGCCGCUCAGUGUGGCCCAGGCUGCGCAGCGAGCAGCAGCGCUUGCAAACAAAAGGCCUCCCUGCCCAGCGCCCCAGCAAUCUUGCCCCCUGCAGCCGGAUGGCCAGACGCAGCCGUCCGCAGGUGCGGCGGGCCCGGCGGUGGCGCGCGCUCUUUGGCACGCGCACCCGCCCCGCACAAGCACCCUCCCGCGCAGCCCUCGGAGCCAGUCACAGGCAGGGACGUCCCCCUUCUCCGCGCCAAGGCAGGGAGGGAGGGAUGCUGGCUGCUCUCGCCCGGGCUUCGCUGCGUCGCCAGGCUCCGGCUAGGAGCAUCCCCGGGCGCGUGGGCUGCAAAGCAGCGUUUGGCGCGGAGGCGAGGGCUUUGGGGCGCAGGGCUUCCUUGUUGCGAUGGCACGGCGGGUGGAGCCGAUCUGUAGACCCACCGGCUGGGGUGUCUAGCAGAAGGUGCUGUGGUGAAUUUCUAAACUGCUAUGAAUGGUCAACUAAAUCCACCUUCAGAGCAUAGCUACUGGGACUGUCCAUCCAAUUGAAGAAAUCAUGGUGGAAGAAAGAUGAAUGGUGACUGCGUAAAAAAACAAGAUCUAAUUGAAGCUCAUAUGCAAGUAUUGAUGCCAGCCUGCUGACCAAAAAGGACAACUUGAUGGGGGAUUGUUUUGCCAAAAUUCUGAAAAUAUACAGUACUGCAGUUCAUUUAUUCUACUGAAAUAGCCGUAGAAAUAAAUUUUGGAAUGCCUGUAGUUGAGAGUUGCUGAUCUUCAAAAAAGGGACAUUUCCCAAGCACUCUGCGUGGAAGGAGUACAAAAGAUGCCAUCUAUCACCAGAACUUCAGGUGAGAACGGGAAUGCCAAUGAGGCCAAGAAGCGCUGCGGGGAGAUGGAGCCGCCACUAGCGUCCCCGGGGAAAGCCGCCGCCGCGGAGCCGGCGGACAGCAGCAGCAGCAGCAGCGUCGCGAUGGAAGGCAACGGGGGCGGCGUGGGGCAGCCGAGCACGCCGGAGCUCCCCUUGCAGGCGGCCUGCGGCCUCAGCUCCUCGCUGUGCUUCAGCUCGCCCGGCAGCGCAGACAAAGCACUGCCGCCGGAUCCCGACGCAGCGUCCCCGUCGUCCUCCUGCGGGAGCCGCCGCGUGGUGCAGAGCCAGUGGGAGAUCAACAACGCGGCCUCCGAGUCCGAGGAGGAGGAAAGCAGCAGCAGCAGCAGCAGCCGGGCGGCCCCGACGAGCGCGCACAGCCCUCCGCCGUCGGGCCAGCAGCUCGCCCCGUGCGCCGCGCAGCUCUCGGAGGAGCCGGACUUAGUGAUCGAGGUGUCGGGCCACCGGAUCCGGGCGCACAAGGCGGUGCUGGCGGCUCAGAGUGACUACUUUCGGGCGCGCGCCUCGCGGGACAUCCUGCGGGUGAAGGGCGUGAGCCACGCGGCGCUGCGCCUGCUGCUGGAGUACAUGUACACGGCGCGCAUGGGCGAGGUGCGCCACGACAACCUGGCCGAGGUGGUGAGCGGCGCGCGCGUGCUCCAGAUGCCGUGCGCGUUGCACUGCGCCGCCGAGGCCAUGCGGGCCCAGUUGCGCCUCGACAACUGCUUGCAGCUGCUGAGCCUGGCCAAGAAGCAGCGGCUUGCCGAGCUGCGCGAGGCUGCCUACCGCUUCAUGAGCGACCACUACCUGCAGGUGCUGCGGGAGCCCGCCGUCUACGGCCGCCUCAGCGGCGCCGAGAGGGACCUGAUCCUGCGGCGGCGCCUGGAGGCCGGCACGCCCUGCCUGUUGGUGGCCGAGGUGAGCGACGCCUUCGAGAGGCUCAGCGGAGGGAGCCGCCCGCAGAGCCGCGAGAGUAGCCGCCCGCAGAGCCCUUCCUCGGUGGUGUCUUUGGAUGAGAGUGGCUACCUGCUCUACAUCUACCAGGAGGCGGCCAAAGAGUGGAGGGUGUUGACCCGCCUGCCUGAAGAGGCCAACGCCAAGGGGUGCGCCAUGUGCGUUCUCUACAACUACCUGUUCCUGGCUGGAGGCAUCUCUGCAUCUUCCGGCGACCAACGGGCAAGACUCUCCGACAAAGUUUUUUGCUACAACCCCUUGACUGACACCUGGAGUCAGGUGAAGCCGAUGGGGCAGCCUCGCUCGCAGCUCAAACUCCUGGCCCUGGAUGGUUGUCUUUAUGCCGUGGGGGGCGAAUGCCUCUUCACAGUGGAGAAAUAUGACCCCCGGGCAGAUAGGUGGAGUCCGGUGGCUCCUUUGCCUAAAGGCGCUUUUGCAGUGGCGCAUGAAGCCACCACCUGCAAUGGGGAGAUCUAUGUAUCAGGUGGAUCUCUUUUCUACCGCUUGCUGAAGUAUGACCCUAAGCGGGAUGAAUGGCAGGAGUGCCCUUACAACAGCAGCCGCCGACGUUCGGCUGACAUGGUGGCCUACAAAAACUUCAUCUACAGGUUUGAUGUCAGCAGCAGUCGUGGGGAGCAGGGGCAGGCUGGGGGGGUGGAGGUCUUCCGCUACAAUACAGUGGCCAAGCACUGGAGUCAGUGUGCAUCCUUGCGCCCCAGCGGCAGCCCUGUCCAGCCUUUCCGCUGUGCUGCCUUGGGCACCACCAUCUUCUGCGUCAACCGGACUGGAAUGCUGUGCUUUAACCUGUCCCAGAAUGGUGAGGUGGAAGCAGACGGUGGAUUGAAAGGCUCCUUUGACACAGAACCGCUCAAGGCCCCAUUUGAUGUGAAAGGGGUCCUCCUCCCAUUUGUGCUUACCUUGCCAGAGAGAGAGAAAACAGUGGAGCCAGAGAGCUUGCUGGCGUUGUGAGAGGUGGCCUUUCCAAUAUACAGCUCAUCCUAGGGCCCAGCCCUGUUUAUUGAUGUUAGUAGUACAGGAACAUCACCAAGGGAAAGAUCAGAGGAGGUGAAUGUGGUCUUGUGUCCUCUAAAAUUCAGUGGUGGUGGGCUCUAUACAGGCAGCGGAGGAAAAUCCAGGGGGUGAAAAGUCAUCUGUGCUUUAUAUAGCACCUUUGUAGCUACAGAAGCUAGCUGAAGCCCACUGUUAGAUGUCCUUAAUUCACACAAUGCAUGCACUGCUAUGGAGGCUAAUUGUGGCGUCCCACCUAAAGUGUUGACCAGCUGGCUGCAACCGUUCUAAGCUUCCUAGCAUACUUUAUGUAGAAAAGAAACCACUUCUUAAUACCUAUAGAACCAGUCGGUGAAAAGCUGCUAAAAUAGAGUUAUUGUUGAGCAAUGUCCGUGCCACCUUCCAGUCUAGAGGUAUUCUGCAGCUGCCUACAAUUUUGGAACGAGAAAGCUUUUAAAAGGGAUUUCCAUGAAGGGGUUCUUUUGUACAUAUGCCUUGGGCCUAGGCUGGCCACUUUCUGAUCUUGGUUCUCUGCUCCCUUCUGGAUCCUUGGAGCGGAGUGGGGGGUUCCAGCUACCCUUUUAGGAAAAUUAACAGAAUAAAACCGAAAGUUUUCUCUGUUAAAAGAAGUAGUGUAGGAUCCUCUGGAUUACAAUGUUUUGUUUUUCGUUUGACAAGUUUAAUAGAAUCUUUAUUGAAGACAUGACAUUUGUGCAGCCUCAGGAAGAUGCAACCACAGUGCAUGAUUUUACAGAAGUCUGACAUAAAGGGCUGGAACUAUGUGUUUGCCUGAGAAGAGAGGAAAACUGAACUUAAAAGGGGUGUUUGUGUGAUCUAUUCAAUUUCACUUUGCUUCAGUUUUUAAGAUGUGCAUUUAUCAAAAAGGUUUGCUCUGCUUUGUUCUUAGCAGUGUUGUUUCUCAGUCAUGGUUUUGCAUUGUAAUGCUCAAGUUCAGAUCUUGGCAUAUUGGUGAAACUGAACAGGCCAGCAAAUUCAUGGUGGGGAGAUUUCCUUUUCCUUAGGUUCACUGCUGUUAACUUCAAGCCAAUGAAAAACAAAUGUGGCUUUCUUGAAGCACACAAAGAAAUGCUCCAAUUUUAUCAAGAAAUAGCUUUUCCAUUGUACGUGUCAGGAGCUAAGGGGUAUUUUCAUUCUGUUCUAAGAGCACCCAAGGUUGGAAAACAGAAUAAUUGUCACAAAUAAUUCACUUGCCUAGUUCAUUACACGACACUGAGAAAAUAGUUCAUUACAUGGGCAGGACAUAUACUUUUGCUUCCAUCCUAAUUCUUUUCCUAAACAAUCGCUUACCCAGCAGUAUGUUCAAAGAGGAAUAGCUUGUUGGAAGUUACAGCAUCUUGCUUUCCACAUUAUAUGAAGUUGAAUCAAAACAAAUAAUUACAGUUCACGUUUAAUUUGAAAUGUUCACAUGUGGAAACAAGGAUCCAAAGAAGGACUCUCGCCUGUUGGCUGUUUGAUAUCUUCCUGUUUUAAACUGCUCUUGAAUAUCCCCUUACUUCCAAAGGCCAUUUGUCUUGCAGCAAGCAUCAAAACAAGGAUCUCAGUGUGAUCCUAAGAAUGCUUUUCUGGGUAUGAGCCCUAUUGAGUAGACCUGAUUAGGUCCGCUUAGGAUAGCACUGUUACAUUAUACUCCCAAGUGCCCCUUCCUGGGAGCAGGACCUUUUAAAUCAAAUGGGACUUACUUCUGAGUAGGCCUGCUUAGGAUCCCUUUCAUAGGUCCCUUCAUUUUCCUUUCUCCCUCAGAUUAUGGUUUAUGGACUCUAGAUGUGGAUUUUUAUGUUGGAAACUCUGGUAUGAGUUUAUAUCCAAACACUCUUGAGUCUGUGGCAUGUUACUGAAAAAUAGGUCCCACUCUGGGAAUUAGUUUCAAGUUAGUGAGUGAAUAACAGUCAAUUUCAACAUACUGGCUGUUGUGGGUUUUCCAGGCUAUAUGGCCAGAGUCUGGUAGUUCUAGCUCCUAAUGGUCAUUCACAUUUAUGGCUAGCGUUUUCAGAGGUAUGUCACUGUAAGAUGUGUUUCUCUCCAUGGCACAGUCCGUACUAUGCUAAUCACUUAAUAGUGGAUUUUGAGGGGCACACUGUACUACAGAGAUAAAUUUUACCAUGACAUGCCACUGAAGAUGGCAGCCACAGAUGCGGGAGAAACGUUAGGAGCUAAAACCACCAGACUGCAGCCCUACAGCCUGGAAAACCCACAAGGGCCGGUUGAUUCUGGAUGUGGAAGCCUUUGACAAUAUACUUUUGAAAUACAUUUUCCUAUCAAUCUCGGGCAGUCCGAUCCAGAUGCUGCCACAGCUGGGGAUGGCUCCACCACUAUGCCACUGCGCCAACUCAAGAAGACCUCCUGGAGGCAGUGAAGAUCAUCAAAACCCCGGUUGUCUGAAAGCUCUCCAUGGCCCAAAAUGGACUUAUGCCACCAGAGUCUAAGAGCUUCACCAGGCUGAAAGCCCAGUGGAAGAUGACUAAAGUUGAUUCCGCUUCUGGGAAUGCCCUCAGAACACUCCAGCCAUGCUGGUGUCAUCCUGGAUGUCAAUGCUGCUCUGGGGGCUGGGCUCUCUUCCAGGCCUGGUUUUGUCAAGGUUACACUGCCUGCCUGUCUGCCUCCCAGUUUGCUCACCCCGUUGGUGUAAGUGUCACAUACGCUGACGGCAUGGACAAACACACAAGUGCAACCCUGCACUUAUGUUCCACAAGCCCAUUCUCUCUCUCUCUCUCUCUCUCUCACACACACACACACACAAACAAACCCCAGAUUGGGCUUAAAGUCUGAGCUGAUAACCUUGUUAGCGUGUAGCAGCAGGAGUGCAGUAGAAUGCAUUUUACCAAAGUCUCUAAAGUGCCACUUCGGUUCAACUCCCAAGUGUAAGCUUUCAAACAGAAAAUAUUUUUAAAAGGUGUUUACAUUUUUUUAUACCUAUAAACCCAAUAGAUUAAUUUGCCAUAUUGAUUUUUUAAACAUUACCACAGAUAAAGAUUUUUAUUUAGAAAAAAUAGAUCUGAGCAACACAAUAGUCCGGUUCUACACUGGGCACAGUGCUCUUGUAAAAAGUUUCCCAUGAACUUGGUAGAGUCCUGUUUUCCCACUCCCUCUGCCUGCAAAAAAAGUAAAGAUGCAAGCACCAGUCAAUACUGAUCCACGGCAGGACGUCCUAUCACAAUGUAAACUAGGCAGACUAUGUUUGAAAGGUAGUUCUCUUCUGUAGCCUCUGCCUGUCCAAAAAUACAAACACGUGCAGUGGAAUUUUUUUAAAAAAUAGAGCUAUAGAAGAUGUCUUCUCAUCUGUCUGCCCAGCAUCCCCCCUCAAGUUAUUCCUGCUAAUUGGAGGAAAGAGAGUGGUCUGGACUGAGGCAUGAAGGGAGGCAAACAGACAUCAUGCUUCUUGUGUUUGUGCUCACGUGCAGCUGAGGAGGACAGGCAGGGGAACAAAGGAUUCUGUGCAGUCUGGCGAGCAGCCUUCAUGCAUGGGAACUACACUCACAGUGCAGCUGGACCAUGCCAGUAUUUAUGCUAAUAAUGAUUCAGCAAAAUUGAACUUUGGCCCUGCUGCUUAUAGUGCAUAGAAGUUUUAGUUCGAAGAAGGGCCACUGAAGACACUUCAACUGAUUGGCCACAGGCGGCUCUGCCUCGCUCUGGCACUGAAGCCACGCCAGACAUUCUUUGGCUUUCCGUGGGGAAAGCAAGAAGAAGCGGCACAAGAGGAAGUACAUUGGGACAAGAAAUCUUGCCCCGGCGCACUUCCUCUCUUGGUGCAUGGUAGGGAGGAAGCGCUUCGGGACAAGAUUUCUUGCCCUGACACGCUCCAGCUGCCAGCGCGCAGCAGCUGCCCUGUGGGUUAUUGGCUUUCAUUUUGUUAAAAUGUCACCUUUUUGCUGCCAAUUCAUAAUCUCAGAGGGUUUUCAAGGCAAGAGACAUUUGGAAGUGGCUUGCCAUUGCCUGCUUCCAUGUUACAACCCUGAUAUUCCUUGGAGGUCUCCCAUCCAAAUGCUAACCUGGGUCAGGGCUGAAAGUGUGUGACUGGCUCGAGGUCACCCAAGCAAGUUUUCAUAGUAGAGUGGGUUUCCUUUGUCCUAACAGGGUUUCCCUUGUCCUAACAGCAACAAAACAUACUUCAAGAUCAAUCUGUUGAUGGACAGACAGGAAAUGAAUGGACAUUUUAGAAUUGGCCAUAUAUUAGGUUUUGGGAAUACUGUCAAUAAGCCAAAAAAAGUUGAGGGACAAAUAAAAUCUAUUGCAAUAAUAUAUAAAACCCUAAUAAAAUAGUUCUGCUUUAAUAAGUAUGCAAGAUAUAUUCGUUGAAAAGUAAGAAUAAAAAUAUACAAAUAUAAAAGUAAAGUAUGCAAACCAAGGUGAAACAAUAGUUAGAUUUUUUUAAAAAUGUUGACCAAAUGGGUUUAAAGAAAGCAGUUCUCUUUAGUGGUUUCUAAAAAUGAUAUUGAUUCUUAAAAGAACAGAUGUGAUAAAACUGUCAAGAAAAUAAAUAUAGUAUAUAGUUGGACUAAGGCCAUUCAAUCAUGCUUUACAGCCAUUGUUCUGGAAAACCUAAGGAUGUAUAACAAUGAACAUUUUUAAAUCUUGUGGCAUAUUUUAAUCAAAAAAUUUUUUUCAAAAUUUUGUUAAGCAAAAUAUUAAAAAUAUUUUUUACCAACCAUUAUAUACUAUUUCCAACGUAUGAUAUACAAGCAACUUCUCUAAAAUACCACCUACUGAUAGUGGGAGAAUUGUGUUGGCAGAUUAAUGAUAACGAUAACAUCCGCACAAAUACUACGCCAAUACAUUACAACUUCCUAGGCCUGUGGGUGAGGCUCAAAUUGUAGUGAAAAGCCAACAAAAGAACUGGCAGCUGGGAUAUCAAAAGUAAUAAUUGAUAGCUCCUAGAAGAAUUUUUAGAAGCAAAAUCACCGCAGUUUUGUAUGACAUUGAGCACCAAACAAGGAAUUCAGAUAGCUUACAAUUUAAAAACGGUUUAAAAUUGUCAUAUUAUUAUAUUCAUUUUAAUUUUUUAGUUUCCUUGGUGGCCAUUGUAAGGACAGAUGUAAUUUUUUUUAAUAAAUAAAGCAGCAGAGUUAAGGGUAGAGAAAUUGCCCAGUAGGCACAAAAGUUGCUCGCACACAUCCUAAGUGCCAUCCAUCCAAAAAGGUCUGGAACCCAAAUUGUGGUUUCUCACCUCCAAGUGGAGCUUGGAGGUGCCUCAGAAUGAAAACUGAUCUCCAGGCAACACUGACCAGUUUCCCUGAAGAAAAUGGCUGCUUUGGACAGUGGACUGUACUGCAUUACAUUCUGCUAAGGUCCCUCCCCAAAUCCCGCACCCCCCAGGAUCUAUCCCCAAAUCUCUAGCAAUGUCACAACCUAGAGUUGACAGUCCUAUUCAAAAUAAAUGUUGUCAGUCUAAUCAGCCAUAGCCUCAGUCUAAAAGGUCUGAGGGCUAAAUGAUUCUGUGGAGAGAACUCCUGGUAUGUUUUGGCCAAAGAUCUCAAAAACACUCUUGAGAUUUAAAAAGAAAAAUCAUGUGUUUUAGAAAUUUAUUUUAAUUAAAUUUAUCCACUGAAAUAGGUAUAAUGAAAUCCAUGUAUUAAGUGCAAUUCUAAGAAGAGUUAUAGGAGCCCUGUGGCGCAGAAGAGUAGGCUGCUGUACUGCAGUCAAAGAGCUCUGCUCAUGACCAUGUUUGAUCCUGGCAUGAUCCUGCCAGAAGUCAGUUAGUUUCAAGUAGGUGGCUCAAGAUUGACUCAGCCUUUUAACCUUCUGAAUCAAUAAAAUAAGUACCCAGCUUGCUGGGGAAGGCAAUGGCAAACCAUCCUGUAAACAAAGUCUGCCCAGAAAACAUUGUGAUGUGGUAUCACCUCACAGUAAUGUGCUUGCACAGGGGAGUAUCUUUACCUGUUUAAGGGGAGUCAUAGCCUAUUGAAUUCAGUAGAAAGGUGCAAUGUUAGACAAGUAUUGUUGAUCCAGCUCCUGUACAGGAGUCCUCUGCUGUAUUGUUGUAUGCAAGAGCUUCUUUCUGCCUAUUCUCUUUCCCAUGGCAGCUUUCCCAUGAACUGAGUACUACAAAGGGCUAAGCAGUUCACAGUGUCUAUAGAAGACCAAGUGGAUUGUCCUCCUAAUGUUGUCAAGGGUGGGCCCAAAGAAACAACAGCGCAGUCCAGAGCUAGGGCAUACUGGGACAGCGCCACUUGAGCACCACUCUGCCUGUUCCACAGGUCUUUGCCACAGCAUGGGAAGCCCAAAAAAGUGUGAGUUUUAAGAAAAAGUCUCCAACUCUCCCAUAGGGGAGAAUAGAAAUAGGCUGUGAAAAUCGUGGCAUAUUUCUGCCAGCAACUCCACCAGUGUAUGGGGGCCGAAGGGGGGGGGGUGUCUAGAGGCUGACUAAGGUUGGUACCACCCCCUGGAAUGCUGGCAUAGCAGGAGCAGAGUGCAAGCGUGGUGUGAAACAAGGUGUCGCAGCUGGCAGACAACAAAUGUGUACCUCUGCUGGUGUAAGUGCCCUGGAGAGGGCAUUUACACAUGCAGAAGCCCACACUGCAUCCAAAGGCAUUGGAUGCCUUUGGCAUCCCCCCCCCUGCCCCCCAGGGAUUGUGCUGCAAAUUAAUUCACUGAAUUGUUGAAAAUUACAUACAAUCCAUUUCUCUCUGUAGGGUAUGUUUUGUACCCAUCAGCUAAGAUUGAUCUACGUACAACUGAUUGCUUUAUGUCACAAGCAAGGAGAAAAUCAAAUGUCCUGUAGGCUGUGGAAUGCUUUUUAAAAAUCAAAAACAUGCCCUGAUGUACAUGACAGGACACUGAAUGACAACAUGUAGUUUCCUGAAUAUUCCUGAACAUGGAGCCUGAUGUAGCCCUUUCAUAAAGUUCUACUGAGGACAUUUUAAAUACCUAAUAAUGUUUAAAUUGUGCUGUGGAUCAGAACCAGGAAGUUGCCGAAGUUAUUUCAUUUGCUGAAUUAACCCCCCCCCCUCGCUCAAUUCCCCCCCCCCCCCCGCUCAAUUCCCCCAAACCUUUAAAUUGUGCCCUGGCUCUGCCAUGUAACAGCCUUCCUCUGUAUAUUCAGCAAGCAUUUAUGUAUAGCCCAUUCAUGUAAAAAAAAAACCUGUAAGCAGAUUGGAUCAAAACUUUUACAGAUAUUGUUUCCAUCUCCACAGUUUCAUACAGUCCAGAAACAGAUGUAAAACUCUAAUGCUGCAACAUGGGUAAAAUUGCAUUUUCUUUGAAGUCAAAGUGAAACACAUGAGUUUUUCCCAUACCAUAAUCUGGACUUAAUUACAAGCCAUUAAAUGUAGUUUCCUUUAUGUGAUGUCCUCAAAAUCAUAUCCAGAUGAGCGACUUUUCUGGCAACGUGAUAAGGCACUCCUUAAACUGAUUUCAAAGUUUUAGGUGCCCCUAUUUUCUAGUACACAGACCCUAGUAACCGGGGUUUUCCUCAGGAGUUUUAAUUUCAAUUUCAAGCAUUUUGACCACACAUAAACAGUGAAUGGAAAUCACAGUGAGCAAUUAGACUAUAUGGCUUCAGCAUCAUUUCAUACAAAUCCAGGAAGCUCCACAAAACCUUUCACAGAAAAAGCUGGGAAAGGAGUGACCUUAUAUUUGAUCUAUCAAAGACUCUUCAUGAAAUUGUGUGGGAGUGAUGCUAAUCAUACCUGUUUAAUGAAUAAAACUACUGUGUGGUAUCUAAUGACUAUUCUAUGCACAACAAGUUCUCUUGUAAAUAAACACCUGAUACAAUUUCAGUUGCUAAAAAAGAAUAAAUUAUUCCCAUUAAAAAGCACCUCCCUCUCCUGCUUUGGGUUAGCAAUCAGAGGAAUUGUAUUUUUGUUCCCUUGGGCCUUCAACUCAUGAAUGGUUUAUUAUUGCUAAAGUUAUUUUUCUCCUCAGUGACAUUUAAUUUGAAGCAGUGAACACUUAAUUCUGGAUUCUUAUCUGCACAAUGAGCUUGCAGAGGGCUCUCCUCACAUUUCUUCUUUACACAUGAGGAGGCAGCCCAGUGCCUGCCGUGCAGCUGUUUCCUGAAGUCUCAGUCGGCCUCUCCUUUUGUUGCUUCUCUUAACUCUGCCCAUCAGCAACCUUAAAGGCACAGAUUUUGCUGAUAUUCCCUUCCCUUCCCCUACACACAAACACCCACUCACUCUCACUGCUGCUGCAAAAGAGAGGCAUAUUUUUUUUAAAAAAAGCUUCUCUGAAAGAAAGUUUUAAAAAUACCCUCCCAAUCAUUGGCGAGGACAGAAGCAGAUCAGGUUAGGUGAAGCCAGAAAGAGACUCAGCUCGAUAUUGAUGUAUCAAUAAAAGCAUUUAGAGAAGCAAAAAGGAGUUGGCAACCGGGAGUAGGGCAAGGGGGAAGCGUGCAAAGCAUCAUAAGAGAAUUGAGGGUGGGGGAGAUGACAUGCUGGCUGUCAGCAAAGGGAAGAGGUCUGGGGCAAACCUGUGCCCACUGCCAACUGUGCCCACUGCCCAAACCUGUGCCCACACCCACUGCUAAAAGUGGUCCCUAGCAGCAGGUGAAGGUCUGGCAUGAAGCAGAUAAGACUUUUUAUUUAGGUUCUUUCAAAACAAUUGUCUUCUGGCUGGAAUUGUGGAUGUCUAUGAGUUUAAAAAAAUGAUGUGACUGAUACUGCUCAUGUACUGCAUUAGCAAUCUCAUGGGGGGAUGCUACUGAACAACGGUUCCUUCUUAUGAUUGCAGAAGCAUUUGAAGGGCAUUGGUAGAAUAAAGCAAUCUUUUUGAAGGGCAAUACUCUGUCUUUACUCCAGCAUCAAACUUACAUUAUUUCUAAUGUGUAAGCACAGUUGAAUUGUGACAUUGAGAUCCCUUCUGCACAUGCAGAUGAAUGCACUUUCAAUCCACUUUCAAUGAACUUUGCAGCUGUGUGGAAUAGCAAAAUCCACUUGCAAACAGUUGCGGAUUGAAGUGCCCUAUUCUGCAUGUGGAUUGAAAGUGCAUUAUUCUGUAUGUGUGGAAGGGGCCUUACUUGUGAAUUCCUCGGAUAAGCAGAUAGCAGAAUAGGACCCAAGCUGUAGAAGAAUGCUUUGUAAAAGCCUGUUCAGAUCCAUUGGAAAGCAAUACUUAUUUCAGCUAGGGAAAAGAUGGCACUUGUCAAAUUAAUCUAGAGUCACCCCAUGAAAGGCAACAGUACAGCAGAGUAAAUAGCUUUUGAGUUAUUGACCUGCAGGGAAUUUAGUCAUAAAGAAUUUAAUUGACUUCAGUGAAAUUCCUGUUAGUGUAGGUUUUAAUGGAAUGAGUUAAUGAUUUUUAAAGUCACAACGGCAGCUGCAGUCAAAAGAACAAAAUGGGCAGCUGUGGAGGAGGAACAACACCUCUCAUCCCAUGCUCAACAGUGUGUCACACCACACUGACAGCUUUUAAAAUUUGAAGUGUUUAUAAGUGUAGUUUGUGGAAGUCUGUGGGUAGAAAAAAGGGGGAUGCUAUAGGGAGAUAAGAGAAAACCUCUGGCCCUAGCAUCAAGGAUUAUGAUGUGUUUUGAUACGUGUGUUCUACAUGUAAAAAGUAAAUUUUCUGUUACUAUUUUUUGGAAAUAAUUUGCAUUAAGUUCCCCAAGAACAAAAUUCAUAGUCUAAACAAUAGACUAUUUCUGCUAAUGUUUUGGCCUAUCAAGAACUUCCAGAAUUCUGCCAAAAUCAAUGUUAUAUCUCAUGAUUUAUUAGCUCUCACACACUGCACAGAAUUCAGCAUUUAUCAGUCAAUAGUGAGAUUCUGUCUUCAGUGAAGUCACAGUAAAAAAGAAUAACAUUUCAUCCUAGGAGAGCGAGAGUAUAAGUAUGAUGAAUAGGUUUCCUUUCCUGUUGCUGUUUUAAUUAUCAAAAUAGUAAUGGGUAGACAAGAGGUAAAAAUUGGUUGUACGUAUCUAGCAGGUAUCUGCAGAGUAACAUACUGAGUUGGAUUUAGUCUUUUCAUUCAUUCUUAUUCCAAUCCCCAUUUUACUAUAGCUCCUGCUCCACUUGGCUUUUGUAGAUGUGGGUCCCAUGAUUCUCAAUAUAGUCUUUUUAUGGUCGAAAAGGUUUCAUUUUUCAGAAUGCUGGUUUGAUCCAAUCCUUUGUUUCCCUCUUUUUAAAGCCAUGAAUAAGAUGAUUUGAAGUUCCUCAGUGCACCAUGGCUCAUUAUUUUCCAAAGUAUGUUGACCAUCUAGUUCAUUAUGUGUUAGACUCUUCAGACAAUCAUACAGUUCCUUUCAACAACUUCUUCAGAUAAACAUUGCAUGCUAGACUGCCUAGGGUGCCAUUAGACAAUUGUGUGCAAUAACUGAAAAAGUAUUUCCAUAGGAACAGAAAAAAGAGUCUACCCUCCACCCUGCCAUCAGUCCUAUGGGAUUGUCUUUACAAUGAGACUAUUAACACAUGAUAAAUUGAAUGCAGGAUUACUGCCAACUGUGUCAUCAUAAGGCCUGUUCUAUUCUAGGCAGUUCUGAACACUUGACCUGUUUUCCGACACAAUCCAGCCAGUGUUCAACACAUGGCUGAUACACUUAAAAUAAUAUCUUAAACACUGUUAGCCCUACUUCUCUCUGCCUCUCUCUUUUUAUUGUGAUAGAAUCACAUCUUGGAUACUAUACAUUAAUGUUUCAGGAAGCUGGCUUGGUAUUUUGUAAUGAUUGAAUUCCUAAUGGCAACAUCUGGAUAAAUUCUUCCCUCCAGUGACUGUGCUGAUGCUGCCACUUAUCACCAAUUCAUGCAAAUGCUUUGGACACUGUGCACAAGUCAUGUAAACGACAUGCAGAACAAAUGUAAUUUGUUACUGGUCUGUUUUUAAAUGCACAAGCAAACAAAAAAUCUCCAUAAAGCUUUUUAUGUACUUUGGCCUAUGCUGUACUGGAAUAAAUACAAACAAAAAGCAAAUGCUCCUUCA